Messenger RNA from Racocetra persica, 282 nucleotides. The record is from the annotation of a GenBank genome assembly. Lineage: Eukaryota; Fungi; Glomeromycota; Glomeromycetes; Diversisporales; Gigasporaceae.
AUGGAUUCUGAAGACGAUUUUGCAACUUCACUUGAUACACUCGAUGAAACUAUAGAUUCUGAUGAGGUCGCAACUUCAUCAAGUGUUAUUGAUACACAAAUUGAUUCAGAGAAUGAGUUCAUAACCCCGGCUAGUACUUUUGAUGUAAUUGAAUCUUACCCAAAUGAAGAUACUGAUAUGUCUUCAAAAAAGCGUAGAGUUGAUUUAACAGAUUUUUUUAAUAAAGUUUCGAUUUCACCUGAAAAAACUGAUGAGCUUCAUACAUUAUUAUUGAAUCAUUAA